Messenger RNA from Soboliphyme baturini, 414 nucleotides. The record is from the annotation of a GenBank genome assembly. Lineage: Eukaryota; Metazoa; Nematoda; Enoplea; Dioctophymatida; Soboliphymatidae.
UUGGAGCGGAAAGGACGGAGCUGUAACCUUGAAUUCGUUCGACGGCAGCAAGUGGGGAAGUCCCAGUCUUUGCGUCUUUCCGGACUGCCGCUGCAGAAAGCAAAGCGCAUCAACGUCAACCUAUUGACUGAAAGGGAAAACGUCGCGCUGCAAAUCAGUUUUCGUUUCGAUGAGAACUGCAUCGUCAGGAACAGUCAGUUCGACCAGGCGUGGCAAAACGAGGAAAGAGAGGGGAAGUUUUGUUUGGCGAAGGAUACACUGUUUGACGUAGAAGUCGACAACAAGCCAUACGCGUUUCAAGUGCGCAUCAACGGCGACCACUUCUGCGCGUACGCGCAUCGUACCGACCCAAAAGAGUUGACGAAAGUAUGCGUGGAUGGAGACCUCGAACUGCUGUUUCUUGAAUUAAAGUAG